Archocentrus centrarchus (flier cichlid) is the source of this 1099-nucleotide messenger RNA. RefSeq names its product prostaglandin E receptor 1c (subtype EP1) (gene ptger1c). The record is from RefSeq and is a predicted model, not a curated record. Gene Ontology annotation, molecular function: prostaglandin E receptor activity; thromboxane receptor activity. NCBI's taxonomy places the organism in Eukaryota, Metazoa, Chordata, Actinopteri, Cichliformes, Cichlidae. Gene Ontology annotation, biological process: adenylate cyclase-activating G protein-coupled receptor signaling pathway; inflammatory response; positive regulation of cytosolic calcium ion concentration. Gene Ontology annotation, cellular component: plasma membrane. Bases 1 to 1041 code for a protein of 346 amino acids. The transcript has 2 exons.
AUGUCCGUGAAGAUGAUGACCACUUGCCAGCCCAAUCAGACAUGUCACCAGCCAAACUGUAGCACCGCACCUCCCAUUCAAGAUUUGGGCUUAGCAAUAUCCUGUUUCACAAUGUUAUUUGGCACCAUCUCGAACCUUGCUGCACUGGGCAUCCUGGCUAAGUCCCGUCUCAGAUUCUGCCGCCAGUCCAAAGCGCCAUUCCUAAUUCUAACAGUGGCUUUGCUUUUGGCUGACCUAGGAGGUCAUGUGAUCCUUGGUUCCUUUGCAAUGUAUCUCCAUAUAAGUCGCAGGAACAAAAUAGAGGCAUUACAAUCCAGCGUGACACUCUGUAAUGUUUUUGGAGCAAAUAUGGUGUUUUUUGGCCUGUGCCCUUUGCUGUUUGGUUGUGCCAUGGCAGUGGAGCGCUGUGUGGCCAUCACUAAACCUUUUCGUGUUUACGUUAUUACAGUGGCUCAUGUGGGACGGGUCAUGUUAUUGCUGUCCUCUCUGGCACUUGUUCUGGCAGUUCUGCCUUUAUUUAUUAUGGAGACUUAUACAAUCCAAUAUCCAUGCACCUGGUGUUUUUUGCGUGUUACUUAUCCACAUUGUGAUGCUGACAAUUACCCGGCUUUGAUUUUCUCAUGUCUGGGUCUCUCUGCGCUCACCCUUUCACUGUUCAGCAACACCAAGAGUGUUGCUGCAUUGAUGCGGGCCAGAAUGAGGACCCUAAAUGCUAAAACAAAUUCCACAGCCCGCUGUGCUCGUCGUGUAUCAUGUGCAUCAUCAUCUUCACUGUUUUUUUCAUUGGACGUGGAGGUAAUGGUGCAAUUGGUCGUCAUCACUGUCGUUUCCUGUGUCUGCUGGAGCCCUUUCCUUAUUCAAAUUAUUGUGAUGCAGUUCAAGCAAAGCAGAACCUCAUAUCAAGAGCAAGAGAGAUUCAUUCAUCUGGCCCUACGUAUAGCCUCCUGGAAUCAGAUCUUAGACCCUUGGGUUUACAUCUUACUCAGGAAGACAGUGCUCUUUAGAUUUUAUGAACAGAGACGCACACUGACAAGAAAAUAGUUCCGCAGUUUGCAUUAAUUAUGUUACUGUAUAGUCUGUAUAGAGCAAAUAGAUACUU